Messenger RNA from Rotaria socialis, 1158 nucleotides. The record is from the annotation of a GenBank genome assembly. NCBI's taxonomy places the organism in Eukaryota, Metazoa, Rotifera, Eurotatoria, Philodinida, Philodinidae.
AUGAAUAAAUAUGAUGCAACAUUGUCAAGUACAUAUAUUGCCAAUGGAAAGAAUUUUUUGGUUGGCUAUGGCGAUGGAUCUUUUGUGGAAGGUAUUUUCAGUAUUGAUACAGUUACAAUCAAUGGAAUUGAAAUAAAAAAUCAAACAUUUGUUGAAUGUAAUUCUAUAAACAGUACGAGUAGUUUACUAAGUGAUGGGGUUUUGGGUCUUUCAUAUCCCGAUUUAACAUUUGAUAAUGGUACAACUAUUUUAAUCAGUAUGUGGAACCGUGGUUUAAUCUCGAAACUGUUAUUUUCGAUCUAUUUGAAUCCGGACAAAAACUCUUCAUAUGAAAGUGGACUUAUUUUCGGUGAUAUAGAUUCAAGUAAAUAUACAGGUUCAAUUACUUAUGUUCCUGUAGUAAUAAAAAUAUAUUGGGAAUUUCUAAUGGAUAGGGUCUAUGCCAACUCAACUGUUAUCAAUUCAUCGUUGUAUGCUAUCAUUGAUACUACCACUACAUUUAUUCUUGGUCCUACUCAAUCCAUUGAUACUUUAAAUAUUGCACUCGGUGGUACUUAUGAUUCAUCUGCUGAAAUGUAUAAAGUUGAUUGCAUUGCACGUUCACUCUCUUCAUUUUCAAAUGUAACCUUCAUAAUCGGUGGUAAAGCAUUUACAUUAACUCCAUUACAGUACAUUUUAACUUUUAAUAAUGGAGUCAACAAUUAUUUAUGUUAUACAAUUUUUGUUCCACUCAACAUAUAUGAUUCAAGAGGCAAUCUCUACUGGACAUUGGGCACUUAUUUUUUGUACCGAUUUUAUUCAAUUUUUGAUUUUGCAAACAAUCAAGUAGGUUUAGCUACAUCGAUCUCUUACAAUUGGACAAAAUCUUUCGACGCAUCUCCUUUCAAUAAUUUAUCAAAGACAACACAAGUAACAACACAAUCGAUUGCAUCAACUACAAGUAGUUCAACACAAUCGAUUGCAUCAACUACAAGUAGUUCAACACAAUCGAUUGCAUCAACUACAAGUAGUUCAACACAAUCGAUUGCAUCAACUACAAGUAGUUCAACACAAACGACAAUUGUAACAUCUAUGGGCAUACAAAUGAAUACUUUCCUAAGACAUACGUUAAAUGAUAUUGUUCUACUAGUAGGACUUUUUCUCAUCAAAACUGUUUAA